Messenger RNA from Saprolegnia parasitica CBS 223.65, 1887 nucleotides. RefSeq lists its product as hypothetical. Gene Ontology annotation, biological process: rRNA processing. The record is from RefSeq and is a predicted model, not a curated record. The transcript is spliced from 6 exons. Bases 1 to 1887 code for a protein of 628 amino acids. Gene Ontology annotation, molecular function: RNA binding. NCBI's taxonomy places the organism in Eukaryota, Oomycota, Saprolegniomycetes, Saprolegniales, Saprolegniaceae. Gene Ontology annotation, cellular component: nucleus.
AUGAGCCCGCCGAACACCGUCGUCUCGGACCCGCGCUUUAGCAAAGUGCACAACGAUCCGCGCUUUGCCCGCAACUCGAAGAAGCGCAACAAGGUCCAGCUCGACAAGCGCUUCGAAGCUGUCUUGACCGACAAGAAGUUUCAGAGCGUGCAAGGCAAGUACGACAAGUAUGGUCGCCGCAUUGAGGAGCAAGAGAACGAGAUGAAGAAGUACUACAACCUCGAAGACGAGGAUGAGGACAAGGAGGACGCGGACGAAGAUGACAACGAUGACAUCGAAGGCAAGACCGCCAAGCCCAUGACGGCGGCCGAGAAGCGCAUUGCAUACCUGAACAAGAUGGCGCGCGGCGAGCUCAGCGACGACGCCGCGGGGUCGAGCGACUCGAGCGACAGCGACGACGACGACGCCGAGGUCGACGACGAGGCGACGCAUGAGCCUGCCGAGGAUAUUCCCAUGGGCGACGAGACCAAGCGGUUUGCGAUCAUGAACUGCGACUGGUCCCGCAUGCGUGCGGUGGACCUCUACGCACUCUUCGAGUCGUUCGUGCCUGCGGGCGGCGUCGUCCACGACGUCACGAUCUACCCGUCCGAGUUUGGUUUGCAAAAGAUGGCUGAGGAAGAGAAGUACGGUCCCCGCGGUCUCUGGGACGAUGAGAAGAAGAAGAAGGAAGAUGACGAGGACAGCGACGACGAGAGCGAAAGCGACGAUGACGACGACCCGCUCGGCAUGAAGAAGUCGGCGUCGAACGAAGAAGACUUUGACAAGGAAAAGCUCCGCAACUUUGAGCUCCAGAAACUCAAGUACUACUACGGCGUCGCGACGUUCAACACGGUCGCCGCGGCGAGCGCAGUCUUUGAUGCGUGCGACGGUCUCGAGUACGAGACGUCGGCCAACACACUCGACCUUCGCUUUGUACCGGACGACGUCACCUUUGCGCAUGCCCCGAAGGAGAAGGCGACGUCGGUGCCCGACUCGUACACGCCCGCGAUCUUUGCGACGCUCGCGCUCCAAAACACAGAGCUCGAGCUGACGUGGGAAGCCGACGAUGGCGAGCGCAACGAGCGCCUCACGCGCAUUGCGAACUGGAAGGACAUGCACGACGACGACUUCGCCCAGUAUGUGGCGUCGGAAGUGUCGUCGUCCGAAGAUGAGGACGAUACCGACAAGGCGUCGAGCGCGGCAAAGGUCGAGAAGCUCAAGCAAAAGUACCGCGCGGCGCUGCUCGGCGAUUUGGCCAACGACGACAAUGGCAACGACGACAAUGGCUUCAACGACGACUUUUCGGCAAGGACGAAGGCGCAAAAGGAGCUCGAGGCCAACGAGACGCCGUUUGAAAAGUAUCAGCGCGAGAAGAAGCUCGAGAAGAACGAGAAGAAGCGCAACAAGAAGCAGGAGGCCAAGGCCGCGCAUGCGGCGCAGCUCGAAGCGCUCAAGCAGGCCAAGAAGGGCAAGCACGCAGCGGCCAAGAAGGCCGACGACGUAAUUGGCAGCGACGACGACGAGCGCGACUUUGACAUGAAGGUCAUUUCCAAGGUCGACAAGCACAAGGAAAAGAAGGGCAAGCGCCACAAGAAGGAACUGGCCAAGCUUGAGAAGGCCGCGGGCCGCCAAGCGGACUUUCAGUUUAACGCUGCCGAUGAUCGUUUCGGCCAGCUUGUCAACAACAACCCCGACUUUAGCUUGGACCCGACGGACGCGCGCUUCAAGCGCACGGAAGCCACGGAAGCGAUUUUUGAGGCGCGUCGCAAGAAGCAGUCGCAGCCGGCGACGGCAACGCCGACGUCGACCGAGCCUAACAGUGGCAAGGGCGAGCUCAAGUCGCUCGUGGACUCGCUCAAGCGCAAGGCCCAAGCACCGCCCAAGCAUGCCAAGAAGCAGCGCUUUUAA